GCCCGCCAGUGCCAGCGGUCGUCCGGGACCUCACAGCCCCUUUGCCGGAGUUCGCAGCGCGCUCCAGACAAGAUGGCGCGGCCGGUCCGGGGAGCGUUCGGGGCCCCACGCCGCUCGUCUCCUCUUCUCCUUUGGCUGCUGCUGCUGCUGCUUGGGCUCGAGCCGGCGAUGGCCACGGACGGCCGGCGGACUCCCUGCGCCGCCGCCUGCACUUGCGCUGGGGACUCGCUGGACUGCGGCGGGCGCAGGCUGGCGGCGCUACCCAGGGACCUACCCGCUUGGACGCGGAGCCUAAACCUGAGUUAUAACAAAAUUUCUGAGAUUGACCCUACUGACUUUGAGGACUUGCCAAAUCUACAAGAAGUGCAACACAAUAAGAUUCGCAGCGUGGAGGGGAGCCAGCUGCAGGCUUACCUUUCCUUAGAAGUGCUGGACCUGAGUUCCAACAACAUCACGGAGAUCCGGAGCUCCUGCUUUCCCCACGGACUGCGCAUCAGGGAGCUCAACCUGGCCAGCAACCGGAUCAGCACCCUGGAGUCAGGAGCAUUUGAUGGUCUGUCACGGUCACUGCUAACGCUCCGGCUGAGCAAAAACAGGAUCGCCCAGCUUCCUGUGAAAGCCUUCAAGUUACCCAGGCUGACACAACUGGACCUCAAUCGAAAUCGGAUCCGGUUGAUCGAGGGCCUGACAUUCCAGGGACUCGACAGUUUGGAGGUGCUAAAGCUUCAGCGAAACAACAUCAGCAAGCUGACAGAUGGGGCCUUCUGGGGGCUGUCCAAGAUGCACGUGCUGCACCUGGAGUAUAAUAGCCUGGUGGAAGUGAACAGUGGCUCGCUUUAUGGCCUCAGUGCCCUGCACCAGCUCCAUCUCAGCAACAACGCCAUUUCUCGAAUCAACCGCGAUGGCUGGAGCUUCUGCCAGAAGCUACAUGAGCUGAUUCUGUCCUUCAACAAUCUCACCCGACUGGACGAGGAGAGCCUGGCCGACCUGAGUAGCUUGAGCACCCUGCGCCUGAGCCACAAUUCCAUCAGCCACAUUGCAGAAGGUGCCUUCAAGGGACUCAAAAACCUACGCAUCUUGGAUCUGGACCACAAUGAGAUAUCAGGCACGAUAGAGGACACCAGUGGUGCUUUCACGGGGCUUGAGAGCCUGAGCAAGCUAACUCUGUUUGGAAAUAAGAUCAAAUCCGUGGCUAAGAGAGCAUUCUCAGGGCUGGAAGGCCUGGAGCACCUGAAUCUUGGAGAAAAUGCGAUCAGAUCUGUCCAGUUUGAUGCCUUUGCGAAGAUGAAGAAUCUCAAAGAGCUUCAUAUCAGCAGUGACAGCUUCCUGUGUGACUGCCAGCUGAAGUGGCUGCCACCGUGGCUACUGAGCAGGACACUACAGGCCUCUGUGACAGCCACCUGUGCUCACCCGGAGUCCCUGAAGGGCCAGAGCAUUUUCUCUGUGCUGCCAGAAAGUUUCGUGUGUGAUGACUUCCCCAAGCCGCAGAUCAUCACCCAGCCAGAGACUACCAUGGCUGUGGUGGGUAAGGACAUCCGGUUCACGUGCUCAGCAGCCAGCAGCAGCAGCUCCCCUAUGACUUUUGCCUGGAAGAAGGACAACGAGGUCCUGCCCAAUGCCGACAUGGAGAACUUUGCCCACGUCCGAGCACAGGAUGGGGAGCUGAUGGAAUACACCACCAUCCUGCACCUGCGUCGUGUCACUUUUGGGCACGAGGGCCGCUACCAGUGUGUCAUCACCAACCACUUUGGCUCCACCUACUCGCACAAAGCCAGACUCACAGUGAAUGUGUUGCCAUCAUUCACCAAAAUGCCCCACGACAUUGCCAUCCGGACUGGCACUAUGGCCCGCCUGGAAUGUGCUGCCACCGGCCACCCUAACCCCCAGAUUGCCUGGCAGAAAGAUGGAGGCACAGAUUUCCCGGCUGCCCGUGAGCGACGUAUGCAUGUCAUGCCAGAUGAUGAUGUAUUUUUCAUCACUGAUGUGAAAAUAGAUGACAUGGGGGUAUACAGCUGCACCGCCCAGAACUCAGCCGGCUUCAUUUCAGCAAACGCCACCCUGACUGUCUUAGAAACCCCGUCCUUAGUGGUGCCCUUGGAAGACCGUGUGGUGUCCGUGGGCGAGACGGUGGCUUUCCAGUGCAAAGCAACUGGGAGUCCGCCACCCCGUAUCACCUGGCUCAAGGGGGAUCGCCCGCUGAGCCUCACUGAGCGACACCACUUCACUCCCGGGAACCAGCUGCUUGUCGUGCAGAACGUGGUAGCGGAGGAUGCGGGCCAGUACACCUGCGAGAUGUCCAAUGCCCUGGGUACUGAGCGAGCCCACAGCGUGCUGAGCAUCCUGCCCACCCCUGGUUGCAGGAAGGAUGGGACCACUGUGGGCAUUUUCACCAUCGCUGUGGUGUGCAGCAUUGUCCUGACAUCCCUGGUCUGGGUGUGCAUCAUCUACCAAACUAGGAAGAAGAGUGAGGAGUACAGCGUCACAAACACAGAUGAAACCAUUGUGCCUCCAGAUGUUCCAAGCUACCUCUCUUCCCAGGGGACCCUUUCUGACCGACAGGAGACCCUGGUCAGGACUGAGGGUGGCCACCAGGCCAAGGGGCACAUGGAAAGCAACGGUGUUUGUCCAAGAGAUGCAAGCCUCUUCUCAGAGGUGGACGCGCAUGGCCUUGCAUGCAGGCCGGCCAAGUUGUGUGUGGGAUUUAAUAAGGAAGCACAUAAAGUGAUGGAGACAGUUGAUGGCACAACUGGGGCACAGAAGACAGAGUACAGCGGUCCAGCCACAGGUAUCAACUGCAGCACUGAUCCCAAGGAACAAGCCUGCUGCCCACAGCCAGUGUCCAGAGACAGUGCACAGCUAGGUGCAGGGAGCACCCUGGAUCUCAGUCAGCAGGACCAAGAACACACUCCCCAUCCUGCAAGCAGUGGAACUGCUGAAGCUUCCCGCUCUGACUCUAGGGGCGGCCUCUAUCCCAGUAACCAUGACAGAAUGCUGCCAUCUGUGAAGCAGCAGCCCGUGGGGCCCCUGGAUGGGAAAGGAGCCUUCUCUAGGACUUUAACAAGAUUGUAUGAGCCAGACUCCAUGGGCCUCCUGCCUUCUUGUACAUUGACUCCGGGCACUUCCCAGCUCACCUUGGGUUUCCCCGAUGUCCCCAGUGAAGGCCAGCACUUGCUUCUUUCAAAUGGACACCUCCCCAACGCAUGUAACUCUAACCCUGAGUCUGCACCACUGACCGGACAGCUCCCCGGGAAACGGAGCACGCCCCUGCUAUUUGCACCGAAAAUCUAGGCUUUGUCUACCUCCGCCCUUGUUGUCUAUCUACAGGAGAGAGGUAGGAGAGGUUCUGAGGAAGCUUGGGUUCAAGCGUCACUGAUUUGUAUAUAGUUUUAACUUCCAUGUGGAGUAUCACUAGUUUAAAGGACUUACCGCUGAAGCACAAAAAUGCAAGGGGCUAUUGUGUAAAAAAGACAGAAAAGUGUUUGAUACCAAUGUAUAUAAGAGUUUUCAGAGUUUUCAUAUAUAUUAUAUAUCUUUUACAGAGGCUAUUUUAAUCCUUAGUGCAUGGUUAACAGAAAAAAAAAUCGUACCGUUUUCACAAUAUUUUUCCAUAUCAGGUUGCAGGGGUUUAAUUUUGGAGCAGGGGUUGUUUCCUGGUGCCUUAAUGGAUUGAUUAAAGUCAAAAACCACACGUGUUCCCAGGAGGUGGGAGGGAUGCACCUAUAGUCACCUCCUGUGCCGGCCCAGGUGGGUGCUCAUUAAACAAACCUCCCUGAUGAGCUUGGAGGUGCGGCUGUCACUUACCUUUGUAGUGAAUGACUUUCUCACAUGUUUAAAUCCCCUAACAAGCAGAAUGGGGGUUGUUACUCUUCCACAAGCAGUUGGUGCAAGUAACCACUGCUCCUCUACAAUCUUUCUAUGAGAAAAGCAAAUGCAGUCUUUGAGGCUUUUUAGUAAGAUGGAGGCUGCUAGUACCUGUGGAUUUUUCAACAGUAAUGUUGUAAUUCUGCCAGUAUAACUACCUUGGCCUGCAGGGAGGAUGGCACCGGGGCCAGCUGGUUGGAACCGCCGGCCCAUGUCCCUCCGAGCUGGGUUAGACUGCACAAGUCCUUCCCAAUCUAUUUGCACUUUUGAGAUCUAUAGCUAACCAUCUUGUAAGUGCCAAUGUGCGUGUUUCAGGAAAAUCUACACUAAAACAAAUUGAUAGUCAAAAAGCUGAAGGUAGGUAUGGACAAAAGGGUUACUUACCUAUGUUAAAUUUUACUGUCCGCUGUCAUCACAAUCCUAAAAGGUAAGAAGUUUAGAGUUUUGUUCUCAACACUUUGUUACUUCCACAAAAUAUGUGAAUUUGCUGCUUCUGAGAGGCAAUGUGAAAGAGGAAGUAUUACUUUUAUGUACAAAGUUAUUUAUUUAUAGAAAUUUUGGUACAGUGUACAUUGAAAAACAAAAUUAAAGUGACAUUCACGUGUCUUUAAUAAAAAUUCAUUUAUAAAUGUAAGUGUGUGGCUGGGAUCAUUAGUUGCCUUUCCUCCAAAAGGGAAAGAAAACUAAACAAAGCAAAACAUUAUUACUCAAGCUCUAAAAUAGUAACCUUCCCAUUUCACCUCUUUGAUUGCCACUACUGAGCUUAAAAAAACUCCAGGCAACAAAUCUUCUGACUUAGGAAUGAAGAAACACUGUUUCCGGCCCUUCCUUUCACUCUGUGGGUAUUAUGAGUGCACCUCCUCUCCUCAGAGGGCCUGCCACACCCUCCCGCACACAGGAUAGUUGGGCCACCGGACAUUUCUCCAUAAAAUACAAUUGUUUUUUUUAAUCAAAAACAGCAGUCUGGUUACCCAACAGGAAUGUAUGUUAUGCACCUGUAGUUCAUUUUUUAAGCAAAACUAUAAGCUUACACAAUAGGAAUUAACCCGAGAGAGAGACGCCCACCCACAUACACUCUUCCCCCAAUUCUACUAUGUGCUCCCAGACUACCCAUUUUUUGAACUUAG
Condylura cristata (star-nosed mole) is the source of this 4988-nucleotide messenger RNA. RefSeq names its product leucine-rich repeats and immunoglobulin-like domains 1 (gene LRIG1). The coding region runs from base 73 to 3288 and encodes 1071 amino acids. The record is from RefSeq and is a predicted model, not a curated record. Gene Ontology annotation, molecular function: protein binding. The transcript is spliced from 18 exons. NCBI's taxonomy places the organism in Eukaryota, Metazoa, Chordata, Mammalia, Eulipotyphla, Talpidae.